AAGAAUUGGAGCACGUGAAACACUUCUUUCUGAUACAAUAGCAUUGAAAGUUGAAGAACUUUUGCUGAAAUAUCAGGAUGGGGGAGAAAGUCGUCACUGCUAGUGGUAAGGACAGGUCAAUUCCCAGAAAUCUCAAUGUGCAUAAGUUUGUAGACCCUCGGGCGUCUGAGCUGGAAGCUCUUCAAUCCAUCGUUUUGAAUCGGAUGAAUAGUAAUACUUGUGAUCAAAGGUCGAAGAGGAGAAGAACUUCUUCUUAUUUAACUAAUGCUUCUAGGAAAAGGAAAAAUAAGAAAAUGAAAUUGGAUACCACCCAUCUGGAUUUAGCGAAAAACGAGAAGAAGGCUUCUCGGAAAAUACGUCGCAGGGCUGAGCUUAAAAUGAAUCAUGGCAUUGGAUUUUCUACUUCUGGGGAUGGUACCAAAAGGCUUAGAACACAUGUUUGGCAUGCUAAGCGUUUCACUAUGACUAAGCUUUGGGGUUUUCAUCUCCCUCUAGGGUUGCAGGGCAGAGGUAAGGGUUCUAGAGCUCUUCUGAAAUGGUACAAUGAUGGAGUGCUUAUACAUGAUGCUAGUUAUUACGUUCCCGUCCAGUUGGAGGGUCCAGAGGACUCUCUGAUUUCGGCUCUAGGAAUGGUGUUGGAACCAUCCAUAGUAUCUCAUUCUCAAGACAUUUCUCAUGCAAUUAUUUCUGGUGUUAUUUAUGGUAGAGCAAUUCUUCAUGAUUCCAGGACCCCGGGUGCUAAUGCAAUUGCUCCUGUAACAUAUAUGUGGCGUCCAUGUCCUUGUCGAAAAAAGGAAAUCAAUGUUAAUAAUCACAAUAGCAGUGUAUUUAAGACAAUAGAUGGCGUAGACUCGUCUUCUACUUCACGCCAGCUUUGGGUUUGGUUACAUCCUUCUGCCUCUAGUGAAGGAUGUGAUGCUCUAAAAUUCGCUUGCCAAAAGGAGGUAAAUAUUAUGUUCACGUCCAUCAGAUUAUGACCAGUUGGACCUCCUUUUUGUAGCUCUUUGAUCUUGU
This is a messenger RNA of Cucurbita pepo subsp. pepo (vegetable marrow), 1014 nucleotides long. NCBI's taxonomy places the organism in Eukaryota, Viridiplantae, Streptophyta, Magnoliopsida, Cucurbitales, Cucurbitaceae. The record is from RefSeq and is a predicted model, not a curated record.